Messenger RNA from Lacerta agilis (Sand lizard), 2279 nucleotides. RefSeq names its product src substrate protein p85-like. Gene Ontology annotation, biological process: regulation of actin filament polymerization. Gene Ontology annotation, cellular component: focal adhesion; plasma membrane; actin filament. Bases 1 to 651 code for a protein of 216 amino acids. The transcript is spliced from 5 exons. Gene Ontology annotation, molecular function: actin filament binding. The record is from RefSeq and is a predicted model, not a curated record. NCBI's taxonomy places the organism in Eukaryota, Metazoa, Chordata, Lepidosauria, Squamata, Lacertidae.
AUGGAGGGCAGUAGUGGUGGUGUUUGCGUGAAAGUGCAGGCCACAAACUUCCUGCUCCUCUUGUUGUGUCAUGUCUGUGCUACAGAUCUUGCUUUGAUCCUAUCUCUUCUCCCACGCACCUACUCUGUUUUUCCCCCUCUUUCUUUUAAAGGAACAGGCCAAAGCCAAGAACACAAACCCCACCCUCCAUCUCCUGCUCCUGCUCCUGCUCCCACACCACAGCCUGUGGAAGAAAAAUUGCCGUCAAGUCCAGUCUAUGAGGAUGCCGUUUCCUUUGAGUCUGGCUACAAGAAUUCAAAUGCAAAUUACCCAGCUGCACACGAGCCAGAAACCAACAACAAAGUUGAAGAAUCUGACUACCAAGAAGCAGUCAGUCAGCGAGAGCCAGAGUAUGAAUCUGAGACGGUGUAUGAAGUGGCUGGGGCAGGAAACCAGUAUCAAGCAGAUGAAAAUACUUAUGAAUACGAAAAUGACCUUGGAAUAACAGCAAUAGCCUUAUAUGAUUACCAGGCUGCUGGUGAUGAUGAAAUUUCCUUUGAUCCUGACGACAUCAUCACAAACAUUGAAAUGAUUGAUGAUGGCUGGUGGAGGGGAGUGUGCAAAGGCAGAUACGGGCUCUUCCCAGCUAAUUAUGUUGAGCUGAGGCAAUAGGAAAUAAUGUCCUACCAUUAUGCCUUAAUACCGUGAUCAUUCGUCUGAUUAAUUACACUACAAAUCAUGUUCUUUUUCUUCCGGAGGAUGGAGGGGGUCUAUACAUAUUCCUUUUAUAUUUAAGAUAUUUUGCCGAUGCUUUUACAAAUGUUUAUGGGCUCAAAAAUCGCUUAAUAUAUUGUAACUCUCGCGUUCCCCACUUCAGCCUGUUAUCAUAGGUUUUUAAUGCGGUUUGAAAAUGGGGCUUUUCCUUUUGGCCAAAUUGGUGAUGGUGUUCACAACAGUUUCCAAGGCAUUUUUAAUUGUUUCUGAUGGCAACUGCAUGUCUCAUUUUGUAGCUGUCUGUGUGCUGAAUCCCCAAGUAAUUAUGUCCAGCUGCUCUUGUACUCUCAUCGUACUCUCAGCUACUCAUUGUCAGCUUCCCAGAUCUCAGCCGUGCAAGUUUAUAGAUCACAUUUCCAUAUAUAGGGAACAUAGCAGGAGGACCUGAGAGAGUUGCAGUUGAUGGCAAUUACUCCAUAGGAAAAACCUUUUUACAUUGAUAAUAGGAAGGAUCCAGUGCAGAUACAUUUUAAAAAUAUAUUUUCUUGAGGACUGAAAUGCAGUGGAAAGUUCCCUUGUGCAGCCACCGUUCAUUCAGUCCAAGAGAGGGUUGAUGCCAUUGCCAUAAGCAUUUGUUAUCUUGUGUUCUCCUCCAGUGGAAGCCUCCAAUAUAUUGCAAAAGAAAACCCUGUUUUGCUUCUUUUUCCCCGUGCCCAGAACACUGUGAGAUUUUUGGUCCUGAGAGACUUGCCAAGAAGUGACCAUUGUCAUUGUCUUGCAAAUAACACCCAUCUGCUGCAUGCAGUUCAUAACACUGCUGCCUUGAUGUUUAAAAUGAGGCAAUAGGUGUGUACAUGCAUACUGGAUUUUUAUGAUUUGGAAGUGGUAGAAGGCCAGCUGUGUAGUAAGCUGGUUAUGCAACCAUAUUUCACUCAAGGAAUGUUAAUAAGAGGAGCUUAAAACCUUGCAGAUAAUCUCUACUAAGCAAUGUGUAGAAAACUACCACCUUUUUUAUAAGUUCAGCUGAAACUGCCAGUAACACGAAUCAGUAAAAGUGUGUCUGCCUCUUGCCAAAUGUUAAGCUGAAGUUCUUGCUACUACUACUCAAUGGGACAAGUCAAAUAUUGGUUUAGUCACUAAUUUUGAUCACAUGAGCAUCCCUACCAAAGACGUGUUCAGUGUGUGUGUCCUGUCCAUUUCUACUUGACUGGAGGAAUUCAGGGAGGAACUGAUUGAGCAAGAAAAAGUGAAAAAGUCUCAUAAGUAAGCCCAGUGGAAUAUUAAAACAAUAUUUAUGUAAAAUGGCAGUGUACAGUGUAUCUAGGAAGGCGGCCUUGGGGGUGGGAUCGUGAGGGGGGUGGAAUUGACUAGUUGGGACAAUCUUUAAGAAUGUCACUUUUACCUGAUGUUUCCUUUCCCACUGGUUUCUAUUUGUCUCCUGAUUGCAUUGAUAGUAUUACAUUGGGUUGGGCCAGAUUUUAUAUGCAGUUAAUCUUACCAAGUUUUGCAUAGGACACCUCAUAGGGUACAUUAUUCCUUUUUCCUUUUUUGUAAAUUAAAUAUUCAAAUAAAAUUUUGGAACCAUC